Molecule: messenger RNA, 2381 nt
Organism: Physella acuta
Lineage: Eukaryota; Metazoa; Mollusca; Gastropoda; Physidae
Product: H(+)/Cl(-) exchange transporter 7
Biological process (GO): transmembrane transport; chloride transport
Cellular component (GO): lysosomal membrane; intracellular membrane-bounded organelle
Molecular function (GO): chloride transmembrane transporter activity
Source: RefSeq, a predicted model, not a curated record
GAUGUGGCCAAGAGAUGGAAACAAUAUGGCGAAGACUCGCCUCGUUUUCGUAAACGUCUGCAUUCAAAAUGGGAGAGUAUGAACUAUGAGGAGAUCGACAGUCAACUGCAGAGAAAAAAGAAUGAAGAAAAAACAUCGAAGCGGAAGCUCGUGCUCAAGUUGCUAAGCAACUGGUUUGUUUACUUCGCUAUUGGCAUCGGGACAGCACUAAUGGCAGCCGGGGUGCAGAUUUCUGUUGAACUUAUAGCGCAUCAGAAGUUUAACCUCAUCAAAACCUACCUAGAUAAAUGCAGCACAGAUAAGGGGGACUGCCUGAUACAGCCUGCCAUGAUAUGGAUCUGUAUCAAUGCUGUCAUUACACUGCUAGGCUCCUCUCUCGUCACCUUCCUUCAGCCAAUGGCAGCCGGCAGUGGUAUACCGCUGAUAAAAUCGUAUUUAAAUGGCGUCCGGAUCCCUGGUCUUCUGUCACUUCGUGCCUUCGUUGCCAAAUGUGUGGGGGUGGUGCUCUCAAUUCUAGGUGGACUGGCCUGUGGAAAGGAAGGACCAAUGGCCCACUCGGGAGGUAUUAUAGCCGCUGGUAUAGGCAAAGGGAGGAUACCGUGGUUUAAAAAAGACAUUAGUCUGUAUGGAAUAUUCCGGACGGAUCAUAAAAUUCGUGAUUUAGUUGCUGCCGGGGCUGCGUCUGGUGUGUCUGCUGCUUUUGGCGCCCCAGUUGGUGGGACUUUGUUCAGCGUGGAGGAGGCUGCAAGCUUCUGGAACACUGAGCUGGUGUGGAAAGUGUUUUUCUCAGCUAUGGUGGCGUGUUUUUCCACAAACUUUUUGCUAAGUGCCUUUGAGGGUCACCCAACCCACCUAUCCAAUCCAGGUUUAGUGCGCUUUAACACAUUUCCUAACCUGACCUUUGACCUGAUUGAAAUUCCUGUUUUCAUCCUUAUGGCAGCAGUAGGUGGUCUAUUGGGUUCCUUGUUUGUAGCCAUGAACUAUAAGCUAACAAUCUUCAGGCAAAGAUAUUUGCACAAGAAGCGCUGGAUCAAAGUCCUGGAGGCCACCCUGGUCUCAGUGGUCAGUGGCAUCGCUGCCUUUCUACUCAUGUUCACUGUCAAGGACUGCACUACCUCAGAGCCUUACAACGACCAUGCCAUCACAACACAGAUGGGUUGCAGUGGUGGCUCUCACAACUCCAUGUCAACCCUGUUUCUCACAACCCCAGAGGGUUGUCUCAAGGCACUGCUGCAUGAUCCAAUAGAGACACAUAGUGUGCUUUCCCUGGUGCUAUUUCUGGUCAUCUUUUUCCUGCUGGGUGUGUGGACCUACGGCCUGAGUGUGUCCAGCGGUGUGUUCAUUCCUUCACUAGCCAUUGGGGCAGGCUGGGGGAGACUGAUUGGCCUUGGUGUUGUCCAGCUCUUCCCUGACCAGGCCAAAGAUGUAGGUAAAUAUGCCCUGAUAGGUGCAGCCUCGCAGCUGGGUGGCUGUUUGAGAACCACUAUAUCCCUGACUGUGAUCAUUGUGGAGUGUACAGGGGACAUAACCUUUGGUCUCUGCAUCAUGAUAGCCCUGAUGAUCUCAAAGUGGGUUGGAGAUUUCUUUACGACUGGUCUGUAUGAUAUGAAUGUUGAAGUCAGUGGUAUCCCACUUCUAUCAUGGGAGCCACCUCCCUUGUGUGACCAUGUCUAUGUCAGUGACUUUAUGAGCCAACCUGUGAUGUCAGUGUGUUCAGUAGAAAAAGUGGGCAACCUUUAUGACUGUCUCGUGGGAGAGACCUUCAAUGGAUUUCCUGUGAUCGAGCUAGAUUCAAAUGGUCCAACAGCACAAAAGGGAAAGCUAAAAGGUGUUAUUCUACGCUCUCAAAUUCUGGUUCUGCUUAAAAAUAAAGUUUAUUGUCCAGAAGGCCAAACACCUACUAAAAUUUUGUCACUCAACGAUUUUCAGAACCCAUACCCAGUAGCAUUAAGUCUUAAAAUAGAGGAUAUUCAGCUGAGUGAAGAAGAUAGAAAUUGUGUGAUGGAUUUCAGGCCUUACAUGAACCAGACACCAUACACAGUAUCACUGAAUUUCUCAAUGCCUCGGGUCUUUCGUCUGUUCAGAGGUCUAGGACUUCGGCACCUUGUUGUUAUCAAUGAUAACUUUGAGCCAAUAGGAAUGGUGACAAGAAAAGAUCUUGCCAAAUAUCGAGGUGAGGUCAAGAAGGGAAUGUUUCACAUGAACCAUCUAACAGUUGAAAACAGAUAACUCUCUUUUACAGAAGGAACAAAUGGCUAUUAAUAAUUGCUUUUUUUUUUCGUUAUGGUACUCAAGUAUAUUUUACCAGUAAUGAAAAAGAUAAUUUGUGUAAAGAGUAGUUUUUAGUAAAGGCUAGAUCAUUGGAUUUUAUCAAUUACAUA